Molecule: messenger RNA, 3207 nt
Organism: Daphnia pulicaria
Lineage: Eukaryota; Metazoa; Arthropoda; Branchiopoda; Diplostraca; Daphniidae
Product: connectin-like
Exons: 4
Coding region: 395-1933 (512 amino acids)
Molecular function (GO): protein binding
Source: RefSeq, a predicted model, not a curated record
CCGUCGCCCGUCCGUCGGCAGUCUUCUUUCGCUAGUCGAGCGGUUCGCACGUACGCGCAUUCUUUAUAUAGAGUUCGGCUCCCUUUUCUACAUCGAUAGUGUCACUCUUUUAUUUCCCCCCAAAAAAUUUAUCGAUCGUGUGUGCUUGUGUGUGUGUGUGCAAUUGAUCCCUCCCUACAGGCGAAUUAGUCAAUUACCCAGUGCAGAGAUCAAACAGACUUGUGCUCUUAUCCCAUCGACUAAUAUCAAUUUGUGGACCGGAAAAAAAAGGAAAUAUAAGACACACACCGCGUUUCAUCGUCACACCUGUCGAGGUAAAAGGAAAAGAAAGGCGAAUCGACCAAACACACGCAGCAACUACUAUUAGCUCGAAAAGAAAGACUAUUACAUCAACAUGACAUCGGUUGAUUGCGAACGGAGGUACGGCGGCGAGCGGCGAUUUUUUCUGGUUUUAUUCUGGAUCGCCCUGGUGACGAUCACGUCCAGUUUGGAGGCCGGCGCUCAGCGGGACGGCCCCAGCACAAAAUUCAACGACUACGACGACUACGACAUGUUCAAAGACCAGCAGAUGUUGCACGACGCCAUGGAAGAGGAAACGUCGUCGGGGGGCCAACCUGAAAACAUCUGCGACGUCCGCUCGACUCUGUCCGUCUAUUGCUUUUGCGACAGCCUGUCGCUGAAUAACGACGCCAGCGAGGCCAAAUGUUCCGUUUUCAACGUCAGCGAUCAAAACGAUUCCAUUUGGGAGCUGUUCAAAACCCAAGUCGGCAUAAAAGAGUUACAGCUCAACGUCCAAGAGGACGGACGGCUCAAUUUCCUACCAGCUGCCGUAUUGCGUCAUUUGCCCGGUUUGACGUCGCUACAGGUGCGCGAGGCCACCAUCGACACUCUGGCCGCCCAGACGUUUGUUGACGUCACCCAUUUGCAGGAGCUCAGACUCAACCGCAACAAGAUUCGUCAUAUUCGGCCGUUCGCGUUCCAGGGCUUGUCCAAAACUGUCGAAUUGGAAUUGAGCAACAACGAAUUGGUCAGUCUGGAGCGAGGCGUUUUCGCCGAUUUGGACGACCUGCGCCAACUGUUUCUGGAUGGCAACAACAUCUCGCUGGUCGAGGACUCGGUCUUCCAGAACCUGAAGAAACUGGAAGAGCUGGACCUGUCUGGCAACAACAUCGCCGUCCUGACGGGCGAGACGCUGAUGGGCCUGCAGCAACUCAAGAAGCUCUCCCUGCGCGGCAACCAGUUGGCCAUCGUGGGCGACCACACCUUCGCCCAUGCCGGCAACCUCCGACGGCUGGAUCUCAGCUCCAACCACCUCCAAGUCAUCCGCCAACAAGCCCUGGCCGGUCUCGGCCAAUUGAGCUUUCUCGAUUUGGCACACAAUCAACUGGCCGGACUUGACAAGGCCGCUGUGUCGCCCAUCUGGUCCAAUUUGCUGAAUAGUUCCAUGAAGUUUUCCUUAGAAGACAAUCCGUUGCAGUGCGACUGUCGCUUGUUAUGGAUCCUCCGAGAUCUCAGAAUGUCCAGCUCGAGUGCCACUCUGAAGACGGGCAUUGACCAAUUAAAUUGCGCUGCCACUGCCACCGGAAGCAGUUCGCCGACUGCCCUUGUUACGAUGUUAUCGAAACUCGAUUGCCGGCCGGCCACCGUUGCGCCGCCGACAACCAGACGGCCGUCGAGGGGCUCGACGACGGCCACCUACGUCGUGGCGGACGAGCCGAAACUGCCGCUGGUGGUCAACGACGACAACAGCGCCUCCCUUCAACUCUCCAGCCCGGCGGAAAGCAAAGAAGUGCGGCCUCAAGUUCCGGCUGCCUCCGCCGCCACCGACACCGUCCAGGAGGACCAGGGCUCUUCAUCGGCGCCUGUUGCUGCUAGACCCUUCGCCGGUUUAUGUCUGUCCCUUGUGUUGGUGGCCACUGUGCUGCUGUGGUGACCGGCGCGCCCAUUUGUCACUCUCCCAUGAAGAGAAUUGUUACAUUAAUGACAAAUCGAAUUCACACAGCACUGCCAAAACGCGCGGCCAAUUUUCUCAGAAAGGACAUCAAUAUAGUUUCUAACAACAGAUAAAAUACUGGAGCCCAGGGUAAAAAAGGAAAUAAGAGGGGUAGAAAUCCACAACAAUUCCUAAUUUUUGUCAACAAUGGGGAUUUUCAACCAUUUCUCAUUUUUUUUUUAGUUUUUUUAAAGUUCAUUUGAUCUUUUUUUUUCUCUCUCUCUUGACAGUAUAUGUGUGUUUAUUUUCAUUUUUCGUAUAACUUUCGAAUUUUCUUCCAAUUAUCUAAUUUUGUUUUCUUCAAUUUCAUUGUUGGAAAUCGACCCUGAUUUUUGACGCAAUGUGUCUGUGAUGUUUUCGCUUGCAUGGAGAAACUCUGACGAUCAAUUAUCUGAAAUAUGACUUAAAGUAUGGCAGGAGAUUAUUAGAAUAAUUACGGAGAAUAACGGCAAAAAUUAUAACGAUGACGACCGUGACGAGAUGGACGACUAUAUUUCAUGUGACAGAAGGUUGAAAAAAAAAGGCUCCCGGGUAAAACAGAUUAACUUCAUAUAAAUAUAGGCUAUGAUACGGCAGUUUUCUUUUUAAUUUUUUUAAUUAUUAUUUACACCUGUUGCUUUCACCGUUUUUGCCGAAGACUGCUGCCAUCUGGGCAUAAAUCUCAAUUUCAAAUCCGGCGAGUCCAGAUGACAUAUAUGUACUAAACUGUAUUAUUACAUCGUUACAUGAAAAGAAAAAAAAAAGGUCCGGUAUUUAUACCACAGAGGGCUUGCGCUUGCAAUGUGUUCUAGUUUUUUUUUGUUUUUUAUUAUUAUUAUCGGAGACCUCCUUAUGUUUUUCACAUUGCACCCUAAGUGUUCCGCGUCAUGGUUUUGCCUUUCGUUUGGUUUGAACUUUGCACUAUAUACCGACAUGCAACUUGCUGAUGUUGUAGCUGUAUACGAAACAAAAUUUAAGAAAACAAAAAACAUAAACUGGAACUCGAAAUGCACCAGCAGCGAAUGGUAUACAUAUGUACAAGUCAAAACACUGAAAAUGCCAAGUUCCCAUAUACAUGAUUGAUGUAUUCAAGCGAAAAUAAAUUCGAUUUCGAUGUAAAUAUUUGUCUCACGAUAUACUAUAAUGUAAUCUUUUUUUCUCUGUCUUUCAUUUGAUUGAUUUCCGAUCUUCUUCUUUCUCAUCUCUGAAUAUACGUAGGAAAUAUAAUCAUCGUC